Molecule: messenger RNA, 1941 nt
Organism: Rotaria sp. Silwood1
Lineage: Eukaryota; Metazoa; Rotifera; Eurotatoria; Philodinida; Philodinidae
Source: the annotation of a GenBank genome assembly
AUGGUUGAAGAAGCAUUGUCUAACUUUGGUUUGUUCAUUGAUGAUGAAAAUAAAAUUCGUUUGAUCGACCCAGAACGAGUAACUGAUUCAGCUGAACUACGUGAUGAAUGCAAAGAUUUUACUGAUAAUGUACUCGAAUUUAAAAAAAUUGUUGAUACAUUAAUUGAAAAAACUGAGGAAUAUGCAAAACAAGUUGAAGCAGCAAGACUUAAAUCAAUUGGAGCAAAAAAUAUGUUGAAAUCUGCAGCUAAAUAUCGUGAAUUUGAAAAACAACAAUUACAAUCAUUAAUUAAAGAAAAAGUUGUUGAACUUGAGCGACUUCGUGCAGAAUAUGAAUCAUUACAAAAAACUGAACGUGAACAAAAUGAAAAAAUGGAACAACUUUCAUUAAAAGCUUUUAUCUUUGUAUUAUUAACUACAAAAUUUUAUUGUCAAAAUGUAACCGUACAAUUUCAAACAUUUCCAGUUAAUACAGAUAUUGGAUCAUGUACGUGUGAUUUAACUGCAAGUAAAUGCGAUGUGUCAUGUUGUUGUGAUCUUGAUUGUACGUCAUAUGAUCAACAAGCAUUUUCAUGUACUUCGAGAGACAAUAAAUAUACAAAUACAACACCAAUUCUAUCUACUGUUCAACCAUCAUGUUACAAAAAUCUAUCCAUAUUUGAAUCAAAUUCACCCUAUAUUAUUCAAAAAAUGGGCGAACUUGUUUGUAUAGAUUUUCAACGAUAUAGUGGAAGUCAAUAUUAUCAACAACCAAAUGUUCAAACAUUGGAUCCGGGUUCUUUUGUACGAACAAUUAAUAGAGAAAAUAGUGUAUCAGCACCAUCUGGAUUAUCAACUAAUCUUACUUUUUAUGAAGUCGGUACGUCGAUACUGACAUAUAACAUGGCAAGACAGGCACCGAUUUAUUUUUCUCUGCCAGUGAAACUAUUCAAUAAUCAAUUGUGUUCUGGAUCACAAUCGAUCACUUAUAUGAAUGAUUUUACAUCAGCGUGUAGUCGAUUAGUGACUGAAGGCACAUGUAAUGGAACUCUUAAUCCUUCGACAUAUAUGAACCCUCUUUGUCUUAUUAGAUCUCCUGCAGCACCCUUUGAUAACUCAACAUACAUUUGUGAUAGGACAAAUAUUAUUUCGGCAAAUUUUGCUGGAGGCACUUGUUCAAGUGCUCUUAAAAGUUUAACUAUUAAAAUUUUCUAUUCAAAUCCAACUGGAAUAGUAAAUGUGACUGUUACUCCAGUAACUGAUAACCCAGCAAAUGGUACAACUUUUGAACAAACAUUUAUUGUUCAAUUUAUUCAAAAUGAUUCAUCAUCAUCAUCAUCAUCAGGCGUAGCACGUAAUCCAGGUUAUCUUCAAAGUGCUAAUCUUAUAGUGGGUAUCGCAAAUGGAUCUGCAGUCGAUGUAUCAACUACUCAAACAACCUGUCCUAAUCUCUAUGAUUUACUUAUGCCUAUUAAUUCAACUAAUUUGUAUGUAGCUGCUUAUAGUAAUUCAGAUCAGUUCAAUAUUACCACUGAUUGGUUACCAGUUAUAUCAUGUGUAUCCGAAAUAGGAUCUCCAAGUAAUCGUCUAUGUCAAAAUGGUAUUAAGAUAAGUCCAAGUGUGAAUGGUUUGUGUGAUGUUAAAUUAGAUAUUCAAAUAGCUUAUACAAAGAUUGGUUCUAUUAGUAAUCCACAAUCUGUAUUGAGCGCAGUUAUCUUUCAUUAUCAAGGAAGAACAGUGGCAUCAACAGAUCCAUUAAGUGAAACAUUACUUGUUAUGGAAAGUGUUACUUUUCAAGAUAUAUCAAUCACAUCUGUUACUGAACAAGGUCAAAUACCAUCACCAAAUGCUCGUUUACCAGCCGAUUUCUUCUAUCCAUUCUCUACUAAUCAAGCAACGAAAUUUAUGAAAUACUCAUUAUUUCAUUAUCUUUUGAUUAGUAUUCUUUUUAGUCUCAUGUAG